Lingula anatina is the source of this 1086-nucleotide messenger RNA. RefSeq lists its product as uncharacterized. The record is from RefSeq and is a predicted model, not a curated record. Lineage: Eukaryota; Metazoa; Brachiopoda; Lingulata; Lingulida; Lingulidae.
AAAGUAUAAACAUUUUGCACCAUAUAUCAAAGAAGAUACAUUAGCGAAUACCAAAAAGUGAUUGCGAUUCACGUCGAUGAUUUAAGUAACGGAAAUUCGAUAAGCCCUGUAGCUCUCAAUUCUAAUCACGAAGCACUCUAAAAACACAGAGAAACCGAUGGUGAGAAACAGGCUGUAAAACGAGAAGGCAGCGAGUCUUGAGUGUCAGGAAAAAAGAUUGAAUUUCCCUCUAUGUGACCCCAGUAGCUGAGUUACGUCGCCAGCUGGAAUAUGGGAUUGAAACAUAGGCGCUCCCUGACGAUGUUACUCGCGUUGUCUGUUAUCAUCGAACUGUCAGUCACUGUGGCAGCGGGAGAGUGGGAAAUAGAUGGCGCUGUGGUCAACAUCAAUGGCGCUUUUUUCGGUUUCACUUGUAGUGACAUUGCUGCACCAGAUGGACGUGCAUACCCAGAUCACUGUAAGACACCAGCACUGCUUCAAAAGACUGAACGACCGAAACCGACCACGCAUGCGCCGCCCGACACAACCCCAGUAUACAAUGCGAGCACAUGGGAUGAAGAUUUAGACAAACAAAAUGUUCAAGUAACAAACGGAGAGCGCGAUUGCACCAGCUGGUGUUACUGGGUGGCACCCACGUGGGUCUGGGGUGAAGGUCAUUGGUGGCCAGUGAUAAAGACCAGCACUCCUCAGUUCCUGAAAUAUUGCUUUUGUUCGCCCAUCGACCAGAGGUGUACCCACUUCCUUCCCAAUAACUUCCAAGACCCGUUCCGGUCUCCGGUGUCCGUGUGUUCUCGGUGUUCUACAGACUGGGCGUGGAGACGGGUCUGGGUGUGGGACGACGGUAACUGUGACGCACACCAGCGGUGGUUGAAGGUACCCUCUGGAUGCUACUGUACCCUGCUACACGCGGAGUAUUGUUUGUCUACAGAUAUACACUACCCCUGGGACUACAGGCUACCGAACCUGGAGACUACCGACGAAGACGAGGGAUCCUAAAUAGUACUAUGUCAUUAGAAUAAAACAGGGGCGGAUUGAGACCGUCUUCUGGGUCUUUCGGAAGACGGUCAGAUUUUCAAGUUUACAUUG